AUGCCUAAUGGGGUGAAGGCUGUGGUCAUGUAUUUGGUUGCCAUUCUGCUGCAGAUGGCUCAUGGUGUGGACUUGGAGAUUGGCUUUUACGAUAAGUCGUGUCCGUCCGCUGAAGAAACCGUUCGGCAGGUAGUGGCCGGUGCAUAUGCCAACAACCGGAGAAUAGCCCCUGGACUCAUCCGCAUGCAUUUUCAUGAUUGCUUUGUAAGGGGUUGUGAUGGAUCUGUGCUACUGGACUCCACUCUGGGAAAUUCCUCAGAAAAAGAGGCAGAGCCCAACAGAAGCCUGCACGGUUUCCAAGUGAUCGACGACGCAAAGGCCAUGGUGGAAGCUCAGUGUCCAGGUGUUGUUUCCUGUGCCGAUAUCCUCGCCUUUGCCGCCCGAGACAGUGCGAGCCUCGCCGGGAAAAUACACUACCGAGUCCCGGCUGGACGAAGGGAUGGCCUAGUCUCCAUAGAGAGCGAGGUAAUUACCAACAUCCCCUCUCCAUUACUCAAUGCCACGGAGCUCGUCGGCAGCUUUGCAGCCAAGAACCUAACUACAGCGGAUAUGGUUACACUUUCUGGGGCGCAUUCCGUCGGAGUGGCGCACUGCAGCUCAUUCAUCAACAGGCUAUACAACUUCAGUGACACCGAUGACAUAGAUCCAACUCUCGACCCAAUCUACGCCAGCAUCCUCAGGAGCAAGUGUCCUUCGAACGUCACAUCUACGGACCCAACUGUGGUUUCACUCGACUCCUUAACGCCUGCAGUACUCGACAAUAUGUACUACGUGGGGCUUCAGCUAAACCGUGGACUGCUAACCUCGGAUCAGGCUUUGCUCACGGAGACUUCCCUUAAGGAUUUGGUUGAUUUGAAUGCUUACUACGGAAAGGUUUGGGACUGGAAAUUUGCUAAAGCCAUGGUUAAAAUGGGAGGCAUCGAGGUCUUGACUGGCAGCGACGGAGAGAUAAGGAAGAACUGUAGGGUCGUUAAUGGUGGUGACGACUCUGAACUUUUCCCCGAUAAACUCUUUCCAGAUUCUGCAUGUCUAAGCUAA
This is a messenger RNA of Nelumbo nucifera (sacred lotus), 1038 nucleotides long. Its product is annotated as peroxidase 5-like. Lineage: Eukaryota; Viridiplantae; Streptophyta; Magnoliopsida; Proteales; Nelumbonaceae. The record is from RefSeq and is a predicted model, not a curated record. Gene Ontology annotation, biological process: response to oxidative stress; hydrogen peroxide catabolic process. Gene Ontology annotation, molecular function: heme binding; peroxidase activity.